Molecule: messenger RNA, 6516 nt
Organism: Pecten maximus
Lineage: Eukaryota; Metazoa; Mollusca; Bivalvia; Pectinida; Pectinidae
Product: serine/threonine-protein kinase PRP4 homolog
Exons: 13
Coding region: 73-2826 (917 amino acids)
Biological process (GO): peptidyl-serine phosphorylation; mRNA cis splicing, via spliceosome; peptidyl-threonine phosphorylation
Molecular function (GO): protein serine/threonine kinase activity; ATP binding
Source: RefSeq, a predicted model, not a curated record
UCUCUAGAGGUUAUCAUACUGAAUGGCUAAAGUCCAAAGAGACACAAUUUUACGAUUUCCAAACGAAGAAAAAUGGCGAACGGUACAAGCCUUGUGGACAGCGAGUAUAAAGAAAAUUUGAGCGAAGGGGAGACAACCAGCAGUGAAGAUGAUGCCGGAGAGAUCAAAAGUGAGGCACACGUCAAACCAUCAGCACCUGCCUUAAAAAAGGAUAAGAAAAAACAUAAACACAAACAUAAACACAAGCAUAAGCAUGGAAGUGAUCGUCAUAAGCAUAAACACAAGCGAAAGAAACACAAAACCGAUAAAGUGUCAACAGAAGAAAAUCCUCAUCCAAAAAAGAAAAUGCGACUUGAAGACAGUGAUUUAGAAAAACUUGAGGCUGCUAGGGAAGCUCUCAAAGCAGUAUUAAAUGCUGAGGGUGAUGAAUCCAUGGUUAAUUCCAUGAACCUCAUUGCACAGGGGUAUGCAGAUAGUGAGGAGGAAGAAGAGGGUGAAGUUGACCAUGAAGAAACAAAGGCAGAGAAAGUGAAAAGACGGGAAUGGGAAAUGAUGGAAAUGACUAUAGCAAAUAAAAAUAAAGAGGCAGAAGAAGUUGAGGAAAAUUCAGAUAUUGAAAUAACUGGUGUAGAAAAUGUAAAGAAAUCAAAUUCUAGUAGCAGGAAAAGUAAAAGAAGUGAUAGUAAUCAUGUACGAAAUGAAAGCAAAGAUAGAAGAAAUCGAGAGAAAAAAGACUCAAAUAGAAAGAAAGUAUCAAGGAGUAAAUCUCCAAAAGGGAAACAUGACAAUCAUAGCACUGAUAGAGAAAGAGAUCACAGGACUGAACGUGAUGAUAGGGCAUAUAGGAUGGAACGCAGCAUACCAACAAGUAGGUCACCCGUCCGGCGAAGAUCAAGGGAAAGGGACAUUUCCCCCCGCAGGGAAAUCAGUAGAAUGGAUGAAAGGAGAGUAAGAGAAGAUAGACCAGAGAGACGCUCUCCUUUACGGCGAUCUUCCCCAUCUCGCAGACCAUCUCCCAGCCGACGUACUCCUCCAUUGCGACGACCCUCGCCUGGUCGACGAUUUUCACCGGGUCGACGAUCUCCUCUUCGUCGACUGUCCCCUUCACAACGUUUUUCACCCACAAGAAGAAGAUCUCCAGAUCGAAGGUCACCAGGACGUAUGGGAGAUAGAUUUAGGAGAUCUCCUAUGAGGAAUAGGAAUCCAUAUGACCGUGAUAGAAGCAGAGAUCAUCGUGGACGAAGAAGUAGAUCACGUGACCGACAUAAUAGGACAAAGGAUAAGCCUGAAGACAAAUUCAAGGGAAGUUUGUCAGAGGGCAUGAUAAAGGGCAAGGAGGAAUCAGACGAAGAGUUAGAUCUGGAUUUCUCCAGUGAUGAAGAUGAUGAAGAUGUACUGAUUGAGAAAAGAAGGAAAGAGAGGGAGGCCUUAUUACAGAAACUGAAACCCACAGUGGCAGAGAACGAGGAUAGUCAUCUGACAACAGAUGGCGGGGAAACCAUGGCAACCCACAGUGGUAGUGAUUCUUCCUCAUCCUCCUCAGACAGUGAUGACCUUGUGGGUGAGGAGGACAUAUAUGACUUUGAGGAGUCCAUGGACAAAAAGCGGAAAGCGUUACAAGACGUCGCUGCCGAAAACACAGAGGAAGACAAAGCAGUUGUAAACCCAGAGAAGCCUCUGAAGUCAGACAUGUUCUCAGAAACAACAGAUAUGUUCAAUGAAAACUACAUUUUUAAUCAAAGUCCCAGUAGUGCUUACCAGUUUAUGUCAUCUGCUCAUGAAAAUGCUAACCUCACAGAUAAUUGGGAUGAUGCUGAGGGCUACUAUAGAGUACGAAUCGGUGAAAGCUUAGACAAGCGUUACACAGUGUUUGGUUUCACAGGACAAGGUGUGUUCAGUAAUGUAGUGCGUGCCCGUGACACUGCUAGGACAGGGCAGGAUGUCGCCAUCAAAAUUAUCAGGAAUAAUGAAAUGAUGCAUAAGACGGGUCUGAAAGAACUGGAGUUCUUGAGAAAACUUAAUGAUGCUGAUCCUGAUGACAAAUUCCAUUGUUUGAGGUUGUACCGACACUUUUUCCACAAAAACCAUCUUUGCCUUGUGUUUGAAUCUUUGAGUAUGAACCUGAGAGAGGUGCUGAAAAAAUAUGGAAAAGACAUUGGUCUUCACAUCAAAGCAGUCCGAUCAUACGCCCAGCAACUCUUCCUUGCCCUCAAACUUCUCAAGCGAGCUAGCAUCCUCCAUGCCGACAUUAAGCCAGACAACAUCCUGGUGAAUGAAUCUAAGUUACUUUUAAAGCUGUGUGACUUUGGAUCUGCCUCCCACGUUUCUGAGAAUGAUAUUACACCGUAUCUUGUGAGUCGUUUCUACCGAGCACCAGAAAUCAUCAUUGGUAUGGGGUACCAUCAUAGUGCUGACCUGUGGUCUGUAGGGGCGACAAUCUUCGAACUUUACACAGGUAAAAUCCUCUUCCCUGGCUCCUCCAACAAUGAGAUGUUGAAGUACAUGAUGGAUGUUAAGGGCAAGAUGCCUAACAAGAUGAUCAGGAAGGGUAUGUUUAAGGACCAACAUUUUGAUCCCGGUUACAACUUCCUGUACCACGAAGUGGACAAAGUCACCCAUAGGGAGAAAGUGACAGUACUGAGCAUGAUCAAUCCAUGUAAGGAUCUUCUGGCAGAGCUGAUUGGGUACCAGCGUCUUCCUGACGACCAGCUGAGGAAGGUGACACAACUGAAAGACCUACUGGAGAAAGUUCUGAUGAUGGACCCGAGUAAGAGAAUCACCAUCAACCAGGCUCUCACUCACCCCUUUAUUCAGGAGAAGAUCUAGACCAGUGUCACUUUUACAGCUAUCUCCCACCUCGACACUUGUUACUGGAAACAGGAUUGAUUGCAAGCUGUGGGUUUAGGAAAUAAAAGACAAAAUGUUUGAGUGAUAAUAUUGCAAAUAUUUUGUCAAAAAAGAUGUGAAUUUUCAGAGACAAAUAAGUAAACAAUACAUUGGAAUCUGACGUUGGAAUAUUUGACUCUUUGGAAAUUGGGGAAAUGUUUGUGCGGUAAGAUAUAAAUCCUAUGGGGAAAAAGUAUGUGUGAACUUGUAUUUUCAUUGCAGGGAUCAAUGUUGCUGUGUCUGUUCAAUAUAUACCAGGUAUACAUUUGAACUUAAAUCUCACACAGGUGUGAUAUACUUGUUAAAGGAUGAAGACAGGAGACUAUGUUGAUUCUAUACCCAGUUUUACAGAUUAUGAUAAUCAUGUGUUUACAUUUCAGUGAAUGAAACAGCAGAUAUGUGUUCCAUGAAAUCAAAGAUGAUGUGAUGGACCAAUCACAGAGCUUGUAUUAUGUUUUGAUGGAAGACUGUGAUUAUGAAUGGACCAAUCACUCACCUUGUUAAUUGUAAUGAUGGAAAAGGUUUUGCAAAGGUAACCAUGAGUAUAAGACAGAAUGUAAUUUUUACAUUAUUUCAGAAUUUAUGUUAAGAACAUGUGCCAGACUAGUUCUAGAUAUGUGCAUCAGCUGUGUUUGUUUGUACUAAACUAGGUAAGUCACACUUUUUCACAUCAUCUUGAAACUCGAAUGUUGUUGUCAUGAGGAUACAAAAUUUCAAUCUGUCUGUACAGGUAAAGUGUGCUGUGCUAUUUUCAACAUUGAAUGCAAUUUAGAUAGCAAUAUAAAAACAAUUGUCAAAAAUCCAGCACAUUGUACAAUGCAAUACUUCACCUAUUUUUUACUUGGAAUUGUAAACACUUUCAUACUGGUACCUUCUUUUUUUAAUUAAGCUUAAUAAUAUUUACAUAUAAAAAUCAAAAAAAGUUAUGUUGAAGAGUAAUGUUAAUUUUCUCAUUAAAUUUUUUUUCUUGUUGUAUUUCAUUCUUCAUUUUUAACCUAUUGUAAGAUUAUGCCAUUGAUUUUUAUUUUUUUUUUAUUGUUAGAGCAUGAUUUGGUAUCAAAAACUCUUCCCCUAAAUUAUUUUGACUUUUUCAUUCCAGGUCAGGCAGCUUAGGCCAGACCUAACCGCCGUUGACAGCUUACGUUGUCAUAUAACUCAGAUAAGUCUUUACACUUAUACAUCUCAUCAUCUGAAACCAUUAUUUUUAUAACAAGAAUUUUUAAACCCAUCUUCAGCUUCAAAAAAAAAUUUGGAUAGCAUUUAUUUUGAAGGUACCAAAAGAUUUUUUUUGUAAGAAAAUUGAACUACUGAUGUUGGUUUGAUAUAAGAAAUCACUGAUAUAUAUCGGAACAAGUGUCACAUUCUGUACCAAACACUGAAUUAUUUUACUUUUCAUACUGUUCUGGAUUUAAAAUGCUAUAAAGGUCCAUCUUUUUCAUGAUCCUUUGUAGUUGGUAGCAGCUAUAGUUGAUUUAACUUGUAACCAUAUUGAAUUAAGAGAGGUGAAAAUCUCUAAAAUUGUAUAUUUCUUUCCGUUUGGACAGAUACAACUAUGGAUUAAAAUUUCCAAGCCAUAUCUUAAGUUUUCCUGUUUUAUUCAGUGGUAACUACAUUUCUUACUCGUGAGAUUCUAUUUAAUGUUUACUACUGCCUUUGUGGUCGGUUGAAUGUCUUCUCUUCUCCAGUAGAUGUGGAAAAACGUGAAUCUAUAGAAAAAAAUGUACUUCAUAUUCGUUCUCUUCAAAUCAGCACUGUGUUUCAUAUCUUAUAUAAAAAAAUGUAUAUAAUUACCAGUUGGAGAAAUUUAUUAAAUUUUAUUGAAUUAAUUAAUAUUGUCAAAAAGAAUUACCUAUAUACAUUUGAUGUACACUGUUUUUUAAUAAUUUAUCAUAGCUACUGGAGCACAGAAACUUUCAGAAAAAUCUAAUGGAAUGAUUAGAGACAAUAUAAAAAACAAAAAUAUAUUAAACAAAUAUGACAACUCCCUUGGUUAAAGUUUAUAGGAAAAUGCACUCCAAGGAUAGUGAAGAAGUGAUUUUGACAAGCUUUUUCAUGGUUAGAUCAAAAAGAUUCUAUAAUAAAGAGUUGGAUAAAUUGAAAAAAGAUAAUAAAAGUUACCAGACAAAUUAGCAAAUGACGAGAAAUGUUUGUAACAUGGAGGAAUCCUCAAACAUUGUAAUUCUUCUCUUUUGCAUCCAUCUGGUUCGAGAGCUGUUCCGUCUUCAGGGGCGACUGGUCACGAAAUAAUCGCUACAAUGGCAGCCUCAUGUUACCAUGGAAACAGGAAGUCAGUCAACCAUGACAGAUCAUGUAAUGUUACCCGUUCCUGGACAUGACAGUCUUAUUUUUAGACAUGCAUGACUGAAUAUGUUGUUAUAUUUGUGCCUGUUCACUUUAUUUCAGAAACCCUUUGAUUUGUAAUGUGCACAGAGAUCAGUAUUAGUUCAAAAGAAUAUGUGCAUGAUCAGAUCAGAAUAAGAGAAAUUAUAUUGUUAUCAGUUAUUUGUAAAAAGAAUAAUAUGGUAUGAUAUGGAAGUAAAACAACCUCAAGAAGUAUAUAUAGAAGUCUAUCUUUAACCAUAUAACUGGUUGAGUCUACAAUUUAUAUCGAUUGUAUGUUGAAAUUUUCAGACACUUAAAAAGUAAAUUCAAAAGAGAAACAACAAAAAUGUAUAUGUAUUAUUUAUAGAUAAAAUCCAAAAACUGGAUCUAAAAAUAGGGGAUGGAGUAAAGAAUCCUGGAGGGAUUAUCUAUGGCAGGACUGGAGAAGACAAUUAAUCCUAAAUUGUCAAGUGCUUUUGCUGUUUUAUGUUAAAGCUGUUAAGUUUACAUAAAAGUAUUUAUCGGCAUGGAAACCAUUUUAAUACAAGUGCUGCACAUGUAAACUAUGUAAUGGAUUUUUUUACGUGAGAAUAUGUAUUGUCUAAAGGAAUCUUCUGCAUGUCCAACAUCCAAAAAGCUUACAUAUUAAAAAUGGAGAUGUACGUAGCUUUUACUCAAGGAAAGAUAUAUUUACACAGAAAAAAAAGUCCAGCCCCUGCUCUCAGUCCUUAUAAUAAUCCCUGAAGAUGCCACACUAAUUAAUAAGGUCUUUCCAUCUCUAAAUUUUUGAAUUUCAGAUUAAGGGGGCUCACAUAUACAUGAAACGUAGACAUUUAAAAGAUAUUACCAAACAAAAUUUGGCAUUGUUUUACAUGAUGACAAAAAAAAAGAACAAUACAGUGUAUCUUGAUUUCAAAAACGUUUUGUUUUGAAACAAAAUUAUAUUCAUAUGAUUGUGUGUUUGGUGAGCCCUCUUGAAGCGUUGUUAUUUUGACAUAAUACUGGUUGCUUGUUUUUGUUUUCUAGGUGGCAUGUCCUCAUAUGGAGCCUGGACUUGACUUCACAAAGGUUGUUGAUCCCUUCCUCCACCACCUACAAUGUUUCUCUCGGUGUAUAAUAGUUAUAAUAGAUCACGGCAUCAGUCCUCAACAGUAGAUAUUUGAAGGCGAUAUUAAAAUCUUGUGUAUUUUUUUAUGAUGACAACAUAACUGAUAAUGAAUGUAGGAGCAUAUACGGAGUAACUGUGUUGAUUUCAUCAGUCCAUUUAAUACUGCAAUAUUUGAAUAUUUAAAAAAAAAAAAAAAAAAA